Messenger RNA from Herpailurus yagouaroundi (jaguarundi), 2319 nucleotides. It is a transcript of the gene ZFTRAF1, whose product is annotated as zinc finger TRAF-type containing 1. NCBI's taxonomy places the organism in Eukaryota, Metazoa, Chordata, Mammalia, Carnivora, Felidae. Gene Ontology annotation, cellular component: nucleus. The transcript has 5 exons. Gene Ontology annotation, molecular function: zinc ion binding. The record is from RefSeq and is a predicted model, not a curated record. Bases 864 to 1952 code for a protein of 362 amino acids.
AGCUCCGCCCCAGUCCCGCCCAGAUCUCUUCACAGCCCCUCCCCACUCAUCCCUCCCCUCCCAGCUCCGCCCAUACCGCACACAGCCAAUCCCCUCCCCUCAAGGCUCCGCCCACGACCCUCCCCUUUCUCGGGCCCAUCCCUUCACAGCUCCUCCCCUCACCACAGAGUCCCUCCAAACCACCUGGCUAUCGCACCCGGGCCGUGGUACAGAGCGGCCUCCUCCUAGUCGCCUCUCCGCCCUGACAACCUCUUCUUGCUGUCCUAGAACGUCCUCUUCGUCCAGGCCCCGCCCCCCCCCGCCCGCCGCUCUAGCCUCCGCUCCUCUCGUUGGUUCGCGCCCGGACAGCGCCGGGAGGAAGCCGGAGACCCGGCGGCAGCCGGCGGGUGGCAGGGUGGCGGGCGACGCCAAUCUACAGCUCGCCCCUGGGGUGGGGCCUCGCAGCUCAGCCAGCGCUGACGGCCUGCGCCCUAGCUCCUUCCAGGCCAGGUUCUGAAAACGGCGCUUCCCAGAGCGCAGAGACCAGGCCGAGUGGGCCUGCGCGCAACUCUCCCCAAGGUCUGGCACCCCGACUUGGAUUCCAGGGCCCCAGAACUCACGUCUAACCAGGUCAGGCCCUGCGCCGCUUUUUCCCUUCUUUUCCCGGCCAAAUUAGGUUCUUCCUCCCCACAAUUGUGUCCAGUGGCCCCAGGGCUCUGGAAAGUUUCGGAUGAGCCUUUCCCAAUAUUUAGAAAUGGGGCUCUGGAAACUGGUAGUCCUGGAGAGUCUCGCUUAGGGCUCCUGGUCGCCGGCUUCUGCGUUUUCUUCCAAUCCAAAGUUGAAGAGCCCCUUCUUGUUUCACAUUUACUACCACCCGAGGUGGCAUGGCCCCCAAGCCGUGGAGUGAGUGGAGCACGACCCUGUCCCACCUAGCGCUGGGAGUGGUGUCUCUGCACGCAGCGGUGAGCACUGCCCAGGCAAGUCGAGGGGCCGCUGCUGGCUUCCUGCUCCAGGCCUUGGCCUCUGCCACCUUGCUGGCCCCAGGGCUGGGCACAGAUGAAGACUGUCUUGCUGGAGCCUGGGUGGCCACUGUCAUCGGCCUGCCCCUUCUGGCCUUCGAUUUCCACUGGUGUACUAACGGUCACUUGAUGUGCGCUGGCUGUUUUAUCCACCUACUAGCAGAUGCCCGGCUGAAGGAGGAGCAGGCCACGUGCCCUAACUGUCGUUGUGAGAUCAGUAAGAGCCUCUGCUGCCGCAACCUGGCUGUGGAGAAAGCCGUGAGCGAGCUGCCCUCCGAGUGUGGCUUCUGCCUGCGCCAGUUUCCCCGCUCCCUCCUGGAGAGGCACCAGAAAGAGGAGUGCCAGGACAGGGUGACCCAGUGCAAAUAUAAGCGCAUCGGCUGCCCGUGGCAUGGCCCCUUCCACGAGCUGACGGUGCAUGAGGCUGCAUGCGCCCACCCAACCAAGACGGGCAACGAGCUGAUGGAGAUCCUAGACGAGAUGGACCAGAGCCACCGCAAGGAGAUGCAGCUCUACAACAGCAUCUUCAGCUUGCUCAGCUUUGAGAAGAUCGGUUACACAGAGGUCCAGUUUCGGCCAUACCGCACAGAUGACUUCAUCACGCGCCUGUACUACGAGACGCCAAGGUUCACGGUGCUGAACCAGACGUGGGUCCUGAAGGCACGCGUGAACGACUCGGAGCGGAACCCCAACCUGUCAUGCAAGCGCACACUCUCCUUCCAGCUCCUCCUCAAGAGCAAGGUCACGGCGCCCCUGGAGUGCUCCUUCCUGCUGCUCAAGGGCCCGUACGAUGAUGUAAAGAUCAGCCCCGUCAUCUACCACUUUGUCUUCACCAACGAGAGCAACGAGACGGACUACGUGCCACUGCCCAUCGUCGACUCUGUGGAGUGCAACAAGCUGCUAGCCGCCAAGAACAUCAACCUGCGGCUCUUCCUGUUCCAGAUACAGAAGUAGGCGGCGCCGUGCUGCCCGCGCCUGCCCCGCAGCGGCCUCGCAGUGCCGUCUGACCGUUUUAGCAGAGGAGAAGGAACAGAUGCAAACAUUGGGAAGGUCUGCAUGCGUGUGCGAAGGUGUGAGUGCUCUCACCUCGCCCUCCGCCCCGCCUCCCCUGUCCCAGGCACCGGAGGCCGGGCCACCUGCAGAGGAGACGGUGGCUCAGGGACACAAUGGGGCUAAGCCCGUGGCCAUGCCCUGGCCCCCGUGGCGCAGUGAGGCGCACCAUCUGCUCUGGGCUGCGCCCGGCCCCUGGGCCGGGCUCAGGGAGCACGCUGACUUCAGACGGCAUAUUUGAUUGCAAUUAAAAAGGCACCCUUGUUUCCUA